Messenger RNA from Scaptodrosophila lebanonensis, 1126 nucleotides. RefSeq lists its product as uncharacterized. NCBI's taxonomy places the organism in Eukaryota, Metazoa, Arthropoda, Insecta, Diptera, Drosophilidae. Bases 138 to 995 code for a protein of 285 amino acids. The transcript is spliced from 2 exons. The record is from RefSeq and is a predicted model, not a curated record.
ACUUAUCAGGGCCGAUAAACGCUAUCUGGGAGUCAACAAGAAUGGGCCAUUAGAGGUAUUGCUAGGGCAGGUGCCGUUCACUCAGUCGUUCGGCAAACCGACACCACAGCGGUACAGUCACCAUCGAAGUAGACGAAAUGACAGAUCACCUUUGGGAGCAGUUCAGCAAUGGGGAGGUGCCGGCGAAUGCCAUCGUAGCUGGCCAUGAUUCCGAUGGCGAUACCAUCUACGUGGGCCGUGUGAGCUACAACAAUGAUUUGCUGCCAGCCAAAAUAAUUCCGAAAAAGGGCAAGGCGUAUGUGGCCUAUGCCUGCGAGGAAGUGGAACUGGACAGCUAUGAGGCGCUCACCGGCUUCCAUUAUCAGUGGCUGCCCGGCUCGAAUGGCAGCGUGCCGCUGGGAGCUGUAAAGGUGGGUCGAAAUGUGGAUGGGGAGUAUCUGUAUGCGGGCCGUGGCUAUUAUGCGGGCAGUCUGACCGUCGGAAAGGUGCACCCAUCGCAUGGCUGCCUCUACAUCCCAUUCGGCUCCGAGGAGGUUAAGAUCUUUCAGUACGAGGUGCUGUCACAGCCAGAGUCCUGGCUGCAGGCGAACGCAUCUUCUAUGCCCGAGGGUGCUCUGGUGGCCGGCCACGAUUCCGAUGGUGAUACCAUCUAUGUGGGCCGCAUCGAACGCAAUGGCGACUUUCUGCCCGUGAAGGUGGUGCCGGCCAAGCAGACAGCCUAUGUGGCCUACGGAUCGCUCGAGCACGAGAUCACCGAUGUCGAGGUGCUUGUCGGUGCCGGCUAUAAAUGGGUGCCCGCCUCCAAUGGCAAUGUGGUGCCCAAUGCCGUCUCCACCGGCAGCAAUGUCGAUGGCGAGCGCCUCUACGUGGGUCGGGCCAACUACUGCGACAGUCUCAGUGUCGGAAAAAUUCAUCCAUCUCACGGCUGUAUUUACAUUCCCUUCGGCGGCGAGGAGGUCAAGCUGGAGGAAUACGAAGUUCUGGUGCACCUAUAGACUCUAUUUACCGAUUGAUUGUUGAAGGAACACCCUCCUCCACCCCUCCACUAUACUUAUAUUUUUUUUAUAAUUUUGAAAAAAAAUUUUUUUAAUAAAUUAACCAUUUUUUAUGCAAUUUAUGCCUAUAA